This is a messenger RNA of Necator americanus (New World hookworm), 480 nucleotides long. RefSeq lists its product as uncharacterized. Lineage: Eukaryota; Metazoa; Nematoda; Chromadorea; Rhabditida; Ancylostomatidae. The transcript has 6 exons. Bases 1 to 480 code for a protein of 159 amino acids. The record is from RefSeq and is a predicted model, not a curated record.
AUGCGCACUGCUCGACUUGAAGGCGCAGUGCCUUCGUUGCCCUCUAUAGCCACAAUUCGACGCAAUACAUUAAAUAUUCCAACCAUGCAGUCCUUACAGGCUCUAUUCGUCUCGUCAUCGUUGAGGCCGGAUGAUGUCGGAGAUGCAAUACGCAACCUUCGACAUGAAGAGAAACCUUCGCUUGAAGCAAUAAUGCAAUUAACAUGGUACUCCAUAAACGACGUGACAAAAGCAAGGCGUAAGAAGACUGUUUGCGAAGAAAACGCUGAAACAACUCCAGGAGCAAGCGAAGCAAACUGGAACGUACUCCAUGCGGAGAUUGCGCAACGAUGGAUGCUCAAAUUUCAUCAUCGCCGAAAGAAAGUUAACGCUUGGAAAAGCUUUGAAGACAGGGACGCAAAAACAGUAAGUAUAAUCUCCAAAAGUUACAUUUGUCAACAUGCUGGAGGAAAUGGAAAGGGUAUGACUCGCAGGAAGUGA